This is a messenger RNA of Spinacia oleracea (spinach), 315 nucleotides long. RefSeq lists its product as uncharacterized. NCBI's taxonomy places the organism in Eukaryota, Viridiplantae, Streptophyta, Magnoliopsida, Caryophyllales, Amaranthaceae. The transcript is spliced from 2 exons. Bases 1 to 315 code for a protein of 104 amino acids. The record is from RefSeq and is a predicted model, not a curated record.
AUGGACUUGUUGAAGCAUGUAUUCCGUGCAUUUUUGCACAAAGACAACCAAUUUUAUGCCAAAUUCUUGAAGUGUGAAUUUGGGUUGGAGAAGGUUGCAUUUUUGGGACAUUUUGUGUCAAAAGAAGGAGUUGUAGUGGACCCUGCAAAGAUUAAAGUUGUUAGGGAAUGGCCUACAUCUAAGAGUGUCAUCAAAUUUCGAAGUUUUCUUGGUUUAGCUGGAUAUUAUAGGCGCUUUGCGCAAGAUUUCUCUAGAGUAGCCAAGCCAAUGACUACUUUUAUGAAAAAGGAACCUUGGUUUGAGUGGAAUGAGUAG